Messenger RNA from Aphanomyces invadans, 561 nucleotides. RefSeq lists its product as hypothetical. The coding region runs from base 1 to 561 and encodes 186 amino acids. The transcript has a single exon. Lineage: Eukaryota; Oomycota; Saprolegniomycetes; Saprolegniales; Verrucalvaceae. The record is from RefSeq and is a predicted model, not a curated record.
AUGUCGACAUUCCCUUGUUCGAUCGAAUGUCUACCGGGCGACGUGCACGUGUGGGGCGACCUGCUUAGUCGCUGGGGCUCCGCGCCGUCUGCGCCGCCCGUGGCGCAUGUGCGCAAGCUGUUGCACGUGGUGUCACCCUCUGCAGCGCGCUUAUUUCGAUUGGCCGACUGCUGCGUCGAUUUUGUACGCCCAAACGUCAUCUUUGGACGGGGGGAGACCAUCCCACCUGGCGUGGCCUGGAGCGAAGAAGACUCCUACUACAUGGACCCAGACGGGAGGAUCUGGGUGCAAGACGGUGCUGUCGACCUGCAGCAACGCCUCUGCGUUAUCGCUCACCAAGGCGCGGCAGGCCACCGUCGAAUUGCCACGACGACGAAGUCGGUGUCCGACGUGUUUAUUUGGACCACGCUGGCCCAAGACGUGGACACGUUUGUCCGAGCGUGCUUGCAAUGUCUCCAAGUGGAUGGAGAUGUGGUGCCGCGACCAUUGGGCUCGGCCCUGCACGCCGAGAAGCCCAAUGAGUUGAUUCACUUCGACUGGUUGUCAAUGCCGGAGUCGUGA